AUGGCUGCACGAAAUUCCCCCUUCGACCUCUCCAAAUGCGCGCGCCCCAAUAUCCUUAAAUUGCAGCCUUAUCGUUGCGCCCGAGAUGACUACAAGGACGACGGAACGAACAUCUUGCUCGACGCCAACGAAAAUGCCUACGGUCCGGGUCUCGCCUUGAACUCUGAAGGAGCGCUUAAGCUCUCGACUGUGACUGGAGACUCGAUUGGCUCGUCCAAGCCCGAAAUCGAUCUCUUGGGAUUGAACCGCUAUCCGGACCCCCACCAGAUCGAACUGAAGCAGCUAUUCUGCAACCUCCGCAACACUCACCACCACACCCCGAAGACCCUCCGGCCGGAAAGCCUCUUCGUUGGCGUCGGAUCCGACGAGGUAAUCGAUGCGCUCCUGCGCUGCUUCUGCGUACCGGGCAAGGACAAGAUCCUGACAUGUCCCCCAACGUAUGGCAUGUACAGCGUCAGCGCACAGACCAACGACGUCGAGAUCGUGACGGUACCACUGGACGCGGACAACGAGUUCCAGCUGCAGCCGGACAAGAUCAACGAGGCACUGUCGGCGGAUCCCUCGAUCAAGCUGGUGUAUAUCUGCUCGCCCGGCAACCCGACCGCCAACCUGAUCAAGAAAGCCGAUAUCCAGAAGGUGCUGGAGCACCCGACGUGGAACGGCGUGGUGGUGGUGGACGAGGCAUACAUUGAUUUCGCGCCGGAGGGCUCGAGUCUGGCCGAAUGGGUCAACGAGUGGCCCAACCUGGCGGUCAUGCAGACGCUGAGCAAGGCGUUCGGGUUGGCAGGCAUCCGGCUGGGCGUGUGCUUCACAAGCCCCCCGAUCGCGACGCUGCUGAACAGCCUCAAGGCGCCCUACAACAUCUCCAGCCUGACCAGUGCGCUCGCGACCGCGGCCCUCUCCCCCACCCACCAGGCCGUGAUGCAGAAAUACCGCGGGCUGAUCGUUGCCCAGCGCGACCGCCUAGUGCAGGAGUUGCCCCAGAUCCCCGGCAUCGGACGCUUCCGUGGCGGAAAGGAGUCUAACUUUCUCCUAGUGGAGGUCCUAGAUAAGCCGGCCAGCGAGGGCGGCAAGCCCAGCAAUGUGAUCGCCCAGGCGGCUUAUGAAGCCAUGGCGGAAAAGCGUGGUGUUGUCGUGCGCUUCCGGGGUAAGGAACUCGGAUGCGAGGGCUGUCUCCGGAUCACCGUGGGCACAGAGGAGGAAGUCACUCGAUUCCUGCGGGAGAUUAGAGCCGUCCUCAGUGGUCUUCACAAGGGGGAGAACAUUCAAUCCGUGAGAGAGCAGGUGAGCCAGAACUGA
Molecule: messenger RNA, 1299 nt
Organism: Aspergillus homomorphus CBS 101889
Lineage: Eukaryota; Fungi; Ascomycota; Eurotiomycetes; Eurotiales; Aspergillaceae
Product: histidinol-phosphate transaminase
Exons: 3
Coding region: 1-1299 (432 amino acids)
Biological process (GO): L-histidine biosynthetic process
Molecular function (GO): L-histidinol-phosphate:2-oxoglutarate transaminase activity; pyridoxal phosphate binding
Source: RefSeq, a predicted model, not a curated record